AACAGAGAGCUUUGCACCGGAGACCGACGGGAGCCCGAACCCUCAGCUCCCCGGCGACGACGUCGACGGUGUUGCACCGGGCUCCGUGCGAAGGCGGUCGCGCCGGCCCGGCCAAUGGCAGCUGGGCUCCUACGGACGCUUCCGCAGCGCACGAGCAGCACGUUCAAAUGUGAACGAGUGCCCUACGGAGGCUCGGAAGCUGCACUGCCCCGACAUGAAGGCGCAGAUGCGGUGGCGGUGGCGGCAGGCGUUGCUGCUGCCUAGCUGGCCCGCGUUGCCGGCUUGAUGACGUCAGCAGUCAUGGCGAACAGCAGCGCAGUAGGCGUGCAGGAUGGUGUCAACGGGACCCCGUGGGCUGACCUCUGGUGGAAGGAGAGGGUUCAGGUAGCGUCCCCGGACUGGGCGGAGCUUCGGCAGCGCGUCCGUUGGCUGUGGCCCGUGCACGCGUACGGGCUGGCCUGCCUCUUCCUGGGCCUGGCCGUGACGGCAUUUCUCACGGCACUGGGCCUGCGGGCGCGGCUCUCGACCCGGCCGCACCUGUCCACGCUCAAUGUCUUCCUGCUGCUUCUGGGCCUCACCAGGUGCCUCUGCCUCUUCCUAGACCCCUACGGCUCCAGGCAGUUAAUGCCCGGAGUGCUGCUGGCCAUGCUCUGGGACCUGGGCUUCCCGUGCCUGCUGUCCGCCUUCUCGCUCCUCCAGCUCGCCUUUCUGCAGAUCACCCAGAUGCAGGCGAGCCCGUCCCGCAUCGGCGACGAGACCUGCAUCUCGCUCGUGGUGGUGCUACACUUCUGCCUCGCCAUCCUCUCAGACAUCCUCUGGGCCAUGCAAAACUCUACCAGGGUCGUGUGGUUGUUCACGCAGCUCUCGUUCACGGCCUGGGGUUUGUUUGUGUGCUCUGCCUGCGUGUGCUCCUGCCUGCGGCUUCAGCGGUCCAUUGCGCAGCUGCCCAUGCUCCUGUUCCUGCCUCCCCAGCCGAGUGCACAGGACGCCAUUGUGGUGGCAGCCUGCUACGACAACAAGGGCGUUCUACCUCUGGGCACCCUUGACCGGCCCGUUCCCAGCCGCCCUCCUGUCUCUCUGACGAGACCCCGAGAGACCUUCGAGUCCCACCACAUCACCAGAGGCCCUUCGCGUGGGGCUUGGGACCCGAUGGCGCCGAGGAUCCGCAUCACGGACGAGCACCAGCGCACCCUGAGCCUCAGCGGACCCGAGGGAUCAUCACCGCCAUCCAACGACCACGGAGCACGCUCCUCCUCGUCAAAUGGCGACCAGGACCACGAACCUGUCUCCGCGGGCGCAACGAGUCCUCGGGGUCUACGAUCAAGAGCCUCGAUGCCCCUCUGCCCAUCUCAGCUUACGCAGGAGCAGCAGCAGCCCCUUAUGCAGUCUCCCGUGAAGCUGGAGGCAGAGUACGGCAUCGCAGAGGUUCCCGUCCGGCUUGACCAGCGUCGGUCCACUCUGCCGAGGAGCCACAGACCCACCCGCUCCUGGAACCCCCCCACUCAAGGAAUCGCCAGCUCCUUGCUGUUUUCGUCGUCCAAGUCCGGUGCCGGCCAGGCUCCUCAGCCGCAGAAGAAACGCAGCAGGGUCGAACGACUUCUCCGGAAGACGCUGCUCGCCGCCGUACUGGGCAUCGUCCUGUGCUGCCUUCAGGGCUACGGCGUCGCAGGUCCGCACGGGAUGUUCGCCGCUGCCCCCAGGGCCGCUGCCGUCCUGCCAUGGUUCGCCUACCAGACUCUCCACAGGUGGCUGGAAUUCACCAUGGCCUGUAUCAUGGCCAGCAUCACCAGGAAGUCUCUAUACGGCAACUGCUACCGGCAACACAGCUGCAACGAAAAGUACAGGGGAUCCCUUUUCUCCUGAGCCAACGUCUCAUACGGACUAUUGCGUCCACCGACACGCCUCGUCGUAGAGUCGGGUGCCUCCAAAGAGCAGUACAAGGCAGCUUCAGACACUGCUGCGUUUGCGGCAUGCUCUGUUCUCAACCGAUGUGGUUGACGUAAGGUCGCACAAGGCAGAGAGGGGACACUGCGCACACAGAACGUUCUUGCGUAAGACUGACACUAGAUGAACGUCUAGGGCUGUCAGAUGGAAAGACAGCAUCUCGGAUCAUUGCUAUUUUUGUGCGUGUUACCCAGACGUGUGAUGCGUGUCAUAUUGUACAAAAAACGCAAUAUGACAAACAAUUUAGGGCAUUCGUGUCAACGCUGAGCCGACGCACUCAUCCUUUUAUAUCGGGCAAUCAAACUUCAGUCAUUUCAUUUAUAGUGUUCUUAUUAAAUUUGUGUGGUGCAAGCACUCGUACCAAAAAAAGAAGAUUGUAAAUACUAAUACUCGUUGUAAGGACGUUUGCUGUCCUGGAAAGCAGGCAAACCAGAGACCAUUCUGAGAGUGUGGUAGAGUGGUCCAAGUGUGGCAUGCGUUAAAUUCGUCCGAACGCUUAGUGUUUUUUUUAUAUGCUGACUCGCAUUUAAGGUUCUUCGUGUGUACACGAGUCUGUCGCCAAGUAAUGUUUCAGUUCGCAACAGAUGUCGCCGAAGAAACCACGGUCAGCACACACAUCUCUGAGAAACUUUGCCAAAGUACAUGUGUCUGCCUGUGUGUGUUGUCAAGGAAAAGCUCUGAAACAAAGAGCGUUGCAUAUUGCUGCGCGACUUUCUUAGUGCGUUUAUAAUGCCCUCUCACGGCUGUUAAUGCUACUGCUUUAUUUAUCUUACAUACCCCGGCCUGAGAAAGGGACAAUGUGACUGAAUAUUGAUGACUCUAUUAAUGGUUAAUGAUUUGAUUUUAUAACAUUAAGCAGUGGAAGUAUUGACUAUGUCAAACAGCUAACGCUUGAGCAGUUUGCACCUACCUGACUAUCAUAUUUUACAAGCAGUGUGGCCUAAAAUAACUUAAAAAUAAAACAAAAGUGCCGAUUUUAGACUAUUGUAUAUUAAAAAGGGUAACCAGCAAUGGUGGACAGCAAAUUGUGAACCAAUGUUUCCAUUUGCAUAUCGACAGCUGGAGUCAUAAUUGUCGACCUUGUCCUCUUCUUGGGCGGUAGGGUUUAGUAUUGGCGUCGUUCAGACGUCCAUUAGUUUUUAACUUGGUCUACAUUGUCGUGUUUCGACUAGCAUAUUCUUAUGGGCGUUAUCUAUACGAUCCUUAAGUCUCCGCCCCUGAUAUCGGAAUGCUGAGUCCAAUAUUAAUAGCGACGCGCGCAGCAUUACUAAAUAGUAUACAUAGACGUCUGUGAAAGUUUAUAUUAUUUAUUUGUGAUAAUAAGAAUGAUUGGUGUACUAAGAAUUCAAAACAUUUUAUAUGUCUAGGAACAACACGGCUACGAAUUUGAGUGAAUAAGCACUCACGUGCUUUUUGCUAAUAGAGGUGAACUGCCGAAGACCUUGGGUUAUAUGUUAACAUUAAAACCGGAUGAAAAUUCUGGAAAAUCGUUGAGUCAACCUUUGACGAACUAAGCUUAAUAAUGUAAGAUGUUGCGGGAAUAUUUUCUAUAAUUUUGUAACACAUGGCAACCUGUUUGUAAAUAUUGAAAAAAAAACUGCCAAUUAUUUUGAUUAGUCUGUAAAAACAAUCUUACAGGUUGCUUACUAUUUAGGUAUAUUACGGAAAUAGUGAAGUUGUGCCUCGUCUUAUGUGAAAACAAUAUAUAUGAUAAUGGUUAUAUGGGGGAAAGUCUAUGGCGGCCCACGAGAACAAAUAUCGACACAUUUUAGUCCUGUUCUUCUCUAUACAAAAAUACUUGCAUUAUAAAUAGUAUGCAUGCGAAUUUAGAAAGUGCAAUCUAUAAGUUUUGCUGCUUUGAUAUAUUCUGUGCUCAUUAUUGCAUAGCACCAUAGAUGUGUUUCAAGGAAUAAUGUUGAAUCCGUUGUGAAAUGUUAGUGCAUCUCCUUGCACCGUUGUAUCUCACGUGACCACUUUCCACCAGCCGUGAAUUUCAUGCUUGCACGUCCACACAUCGCGCUUGAAGUUGAAGUGUCUUGCUCCUUGUUCUUUUCCUGCGAGAGGUCAUAGUACACACACUCACACACACACACAAAACGUUUUUUGUUGUCGUGUAGCCUCCCCUCCAAAGUGUUCGAAUGCUCGAAAACGACAUUCCAAAAGAAAAAUCAAAGAACUGUGAUAUGCCUCGCAUUUUCUCCGAUCCUCAUAACACACUUCCCACGCACCUCAAUCGCAAACAAAGUGUCACUAAUACUGCAGCACCAGCAAGCCUGACUCCAGGUAAAAAGAAGAUGUCUUGUUGGUUGUACGAAGGACUUGCGAUAUUUGCAACCCAGCUUCAAACAGUGUUGUGCUCGAGGUGUUGAGUUGUCUUCAAAAUUUAAAUAUAAACUUGUCAGCCACAGAUAACUCGGAAUUUUUUAGUACCCUCAUGAAUUUUGUUUCUACUUUUACGAUAUGAGUGAACAAAAAAUUUUGGGCUACGCUUUAGAAAUGGUUCCUUAUAAACAUUAUACAUGAUGCUCUAAUGUCUAAUGCCUAUCGCGUGCCAUUAUUACCUCAAGUGAAAUUAGGAAUAUACAGUUGUAAUUUUUUUUUAAAAUGAGGCACAAUUCAUCACCAACAUUGAUGAACGUAUCUGUUAAAAUAAAAAUGCUUGCAUCUAUCCAAGGUCCCGUAGUCCCGUUGGCAUUUUGAAGCGUGUAAAAUGUUAUGGCUGAAGUCACAUCUCUAGGUUACACUCAUAUUUAAUUGUUUAACACGACGCAUUUGUCAAGGUCGCAUGGUCUUACAUUGAGUGAUGUUCCGCCACAAUAUCUGCUUGUUUGUAAAAGUGGCGGUUAGAAAAACACAUUUCCACACACAUACAUUAAGAAUCCAGAAUGUGGCCAGCACUGAAAGACCAAACUUUAGUCGGAAGGCUAACAAACGGGCAUGUAUACGCCAUACUAUGUUGUUCUUGAGCUGGUGGCAAGAGUACGUUGUUACAUCGUCGUGAGAUGCAAUACAUUGUAUGUUAUUGCAGCUCGUGACUUUUCAAAACGCAGGUAACAAGCGAAUGAUGGCAGUGCACGUGGUUCCGACUUCUAAUAUUCAUAGCACCGUGCCUUUCCUUCUAUGAGUUUCUCUGGUAUGAGAUCCUGUCAUACCGCUUUUGUUUGAAAGUAUCGAACUAGGAUCUAUUUGGGUACUUGUGCACACAAGCAGUUACAGCCUACCAAGAAACCCAGACGCUAGUGGGCGUACAAUCUGAAAAAACAGUCUGUUGCCCGGAAUUUACUGGCGGAUAAGUUAUAGUAAAGUUAGCGUGCAUUUUGAGUUUAAAAACAUCACGGCCCGACCUCAAACAGUGGGGGAAUAGAAUUGAGUUCAGCCAAUCUAUUCAUGACAUUCCAUCUACAGCGUUAGCAACUAUGAAUAGAAAACAGGUGCAAUCUGUAGGAUGUUUACUUCUUUCGUGUCCACAGAAGAAUCAGAGAACCACUAACCUGCCAUUUGCAACCGUUGCAGAGAUUUGUCUCGCAUGCAAGAUAUCUUUUGAGUGCCAAACAUUGUUGUAAGUUCGUUUGUUGAUGUGUCAUUGACAGAUAUAGUAAAUAAAUAUAAUAUAUUGAGGUUAUAA
Molecule: messenger RNA, 5569 nt
Organism: Ixodes scapularis (black-legged tick)
Lineage: Eukaryota; Metazoa; Arthropoda; Arachnida; Ixodida; Ixodidae
Exons: 10
Coding region: 286-1863 (525 amino acids)
Source: RefSeq, a predicted model, not a curated record